Molecule: messenger RNA, 459 nt
Organism: Micromonas commoda
Lineage: Eukaryota; Viridiplantae; Chlorophyta; Mamiellophyceae; Mamiellales; Mamiellaceae
Exons: 2
Coding region: 45-332 (95 amino acids)
Biological process (GO): P-body assembly; mRNA splicing, via spliceosome
Cellular component (GO): catalytic step 2 spliceosome; Lsm1-7-Pat1 complex; U6 snRNP
Molecular function (GO): RNA binding
Source: RefSeq, a predicted model, not a curated record
CCUCGAGCCCCCGCGUCGCACGAAGGGAGGGAAGAGCGUGCACGAUGGCCGAGGAGGACACCACGGUCAAGGAGCCGCUCGAUCUCAUCCGCCUGUCGCUGGACGAGCGGGUGUACGUCAAGCUCAGGGGCGAGCGGGAGAUCCGGGGCAAGCUCCACGCGUACGAUCAGCACCUCAACAUGAUCCUCGGCGACGUCGAGGAGACGAUCACGACGGUGGAGAUCGACGACGAGACGUACGAGGAGAUCAUCAAGACGACCAAGCGUGCGGUGAGGUUCCUCUUCGUGCGCGGCGACGCGGUGACCCUCGUGUCCCCGCCCCUGCGCACGUGAGCGGGAUGCGGUUGAUUUUCAUCAUGUAAAACUAGGAAAGAAGAGCCGGCGUCGCGCGAGUUUGGCUCGGAAAGACCGGCGCCGGAUGAGGUCGGGCGGCUCACGUAAUAUUUCUCAAGUAAACGAA